CGUCAACCUCUUCGUUUCCGGCAAACCAUCGAUCCAGUUGGCCUCUGCGCACCACCGUCGCAUUCCAAUCCGCUGCCACGAGCUCCGACCUCCAAUACGCCUCCGACUCCGACGACCCGAUCCAUAUCUAGCUCCAGACCCUACCCUACCCCAAAUCCCAGCUCCAAAGCACUCUUCACUUCUCCACUAAUCUCCCAUUCAAUUGACUUCCGUCCGAACACAGUUCUGCAUCUACAGGACGACGCCGUUUUCCGUUCAAGAUUCGAUUACGAACAUUGCCGCCUCAAUAAUAGGUCUUCCUUUUGCCCGUAAUUUCUUUGGCUUCGGUGUUCUUCGUACUGGAUCUAGAGUUGGGGAUAAGCUGGAAUGAGUUGAGUUGUACAGCUCCGCCGAGGUAAAAGCUCACUAUGGGACUUUUUGAUGGAUUGCCCGUGUCUCGAGACAAGGCAUAUCUGAGGGAAGAGAUUGCAAAGAUAGAUGAGAGCUGGGCUGCUGCUCGUUUUGAUUCAUUACCUCAUGUUGUUCGUAUUUUGACGUCCAAAGAUCGUGAAGGUGAAGUCCAGUUUCUGAAGGAGCAAAGUGAUGUUGUUGAGGAGGUUGUGGAUGAAGUUGUGCAUAAUUAUCACAGUGGCUUCAAUAAAGCAAUUCAAAAUUAUUCUCAGAUCUUGCGGUUGUUCAGCGAAUCUACUCAAAGUGUUGGUGUCCUGAAGGUUGAUUUGGCUGAAGCAAAGAAGCGUCUCAGUGCCCGUAGUAAACAGCUGCAUCAGUUAUGGUACCGGUCAGUUACUUUGCGUCACAUAAUCUCCCUCUUAGAUCAAAUUGAGGGCAUAUCUAAGGUUCCAGCUCGGAUAGAGAAGCUGAUUGCUGAAAAGCAGUAUUAUGCUGCUGUUCAAUUUCAUGUUCAAUCAAUGUUGAUGCUUGAAAGAGAGGGGCUUCAAACGGUCGGUGCCCUUCAAGAUGUUCGCUCUGAGUUGACAAAGUUGCGAGGAGUUCUGUUUUAUAAAGUGCUAGAGGAUUUACAUGCUCAUCUUUACAACAAGGGUGAAUAUAGCUCAGCUGCUUUAAGUUUGCAAGAAAUGGAUGAUGAGGUACCAACCACCACAGCUACUGUAUUUUCACUGAGUAAUUCACAAUCCCUGUCUCGAAGAACCAGGCUGUUAAAAGGUGACAAUCAGUUCGGUAAUCAAGGAGAUGGAUCGUAUAGGACAGGUUCUGUUGAUGGCAGUUCAUCUUUUGAUGGCGUUGAUGAGGAGGGCACUUUGGAACUGCAUGAUGAAGCUACCUCAGAUGGGCAUACUUCAGUGAGGAUCAAUGGUGAUGUCAAAAUUGUUCCUCAUGAUAUGCCAACAUGGCUUCAGUAUUCCACUCCGGAUGAAUUUCUUGAAGCAAUAAAGAAAAGUGAUGCUCCACUUCAUAUCAAAUAUUUGCAGACCAUGGUUGAGUGCCUUUGCAUGCUAAGAAAAGUUGCAGCUGCUGGUGCUAUAAUAUGCCAAAGAUUGCGACCUACAAUUCAUGAGAUCAUCACAUCCAAGAUUAAAGCUCAUGCCGAGCUUCUUAAUUCCUCAAGGUCUGGGAUUGGGCAAGCUUCACGAACUGCUACAACUGGCCUACAUUUUAUGAAGGGACAGUUACAAAGUUAUCAGUUGCCAAAACAGAAACGUCAGAAUGGGAUAUCACUGUCUGGAACUCUAUUGGCAGUAAGCCCUGUCUCACCUGUGAUGGCUCCUGCAGGGAAAGCACAAGCCGCAGCAAAAGAACUUCUUGAUUCAGUUUUGGAUGCUGUUGUUCGGAUAUUUGAGAACCAUGUUGUUGUUGGGGAGCUUUUGGAAUCAAAGUCCUCUGUUGACAUGAACACGCCAAAAUCAAUGCCAACAGAUGUAAAUCGGAAUACUGAUUUAGAAGCAUCUCAAGUUACUGGAGGCUAUAGCAUUGGUUUUUCCUUGACAGUAUUACAGAGUGAAUGCCAACAACUUAUUUGUGAGAUUCUGCGGGCAACUCCUGAAGCCGCAUCUGCUGAUGCUGCUGUACAAACAGCUAGACUUGCAAACAAGGUCCCUUCCAAAGACAAGAGGGAUGGUGCAGAAGAGGGUCUGACCUUUGCUUUUCGCUUCACAGAUGCUACUAUUUCUAUGCCCAACCAAGGGGCUGAUCUCAUUCGUCAAGGCUGGAGUAGGAAAGGUCCAAACGUUUCACAAGAAGGUUAUGGGUCUGCAGCUAUCUUGCCUGAGCAAGGCAUAUAUCUUGCAGCAUCUGUAUACCGGCCUGUUAUUCAGUUUACAGAUAAGGUUGCAUCAAUGCUUCCUAAAAAGUAUUCCCAGUUAGGUAAUGAUGGAUUGAUGGUUUUUGUGGAGAACUUUGUGAAGGACCAUUUUCUUCCCACGAUGUUUGUGGACUACAGAAAAGGCGUACAGCAAGCUAUAUCAAGUCCAGCUGCAUUCCGGCCCAGAGCACAUGCUGCUGCAUCUUAUACGCCUUCAAUUGAGAAGGGUCGACCUGUCUUACAGGGACUGUUGGCAAUAGAUUUUUUAGCAAAAGAGGUGCUUGGUUGGGCACAAGCUAUGCCUAAAUUUGCCGUUGACCUUGUGAAGUAUGUGCAAACUUUCCUUGAGCGAACCUAUGAACGAUGCCGGACGGCAUACAUGGAGGCAGUUCUGGAGAAACAGAGCUAUAUGCUUAUUGGAAGACAUGAUAUUGAGCAGUUGAUGCAUCUUGAUCCAGCAAGUACAUGUUUACCAAAUUCCUUUGGUCAGUCAAACUUCGAAACCCAUGCUUCGGAUUCUGAAAGUCUUGAGGUUGAAUUACAAUUAAGCGACUUAUUAUUGAAUUUGCGGCCUAUUAAGCAGGAUAAUCUAAUUCGUGAUGAUAACAAAAUAAUUUUGCUGGCUUCCCUUAGUGAUUCAUUGGAGUAUGUUGCAGAGUCUAUUGAAAGGCUUGGGCAGACAACCUUCAGAUCUCCAAAUCAAGUAGAAGAGAGUGGUAAGAACCAUCAUCAACGAACAACUAGUGAUGCUUCUAGGGAUCUGACAUCAUUUGCAGAUGAGUAUAGAAAAUUGGCGAUUGACUGCCUCAAGGUUUUACGUGUUGAGAUGCAAUUGGAGACGAUUUUCCAUAUGCAGGAAAUGACAAAUAGGGAAUACAUGGAAGACCAAGAUGCAGAAGAACCAGAUGACUUCAUUAUUUCACUUACUGCACAGAUAACACGCAGGGAUGAGGAAAUGGCACCUUUCAUUGCAGGAACAAAGCAAAGCUAUAUAUUUGGUGGGAUUUGUAGCAUCGCUGCAAAUGCAUCCAUCAAGGCUUUGGCUGAUAUGAAAUCAAUCAACCUUUUUGGCGUUCAGCAGAUUUGUCGGAAUACAAUUGCGCUGGAACAGGCCCUGGCCGCUAUCCCAUCAAUUAACAGUGAAAGUGUACAACAACGACUAGAUCAUGUCCGAACUUACUAUGAACUCCUAAACAUGCCAUUCGAGGCCUUGCUAGCUUUCAUCACAGAGCACGAGCACUUGUUUACGACUACAGAGUAUGCAAAUCUUCUAAAGGUCCAGGUUCCAGGAAGGGAGAUUCCUGCCGAUGCUCUAGAUCGUGCAUCACAGAUUUUAUACCGUUAGCCUUUUUCAGAUUUAUUCUCUCUUUUCAAGAUUAAAGAGUUCUGUGCUGUGGAAAAGGUGGUAGCAUCUACGUAGUGUUGGUCAUUCUCAAAAUGGCGGAUGCAGCGAAAGCAGAUACAAGAGCGAAUUUUGUGGAAGUUGCCGGCCAACAUGGCACACCAUGUUGUGUCAAAUUUUUUUUGCCGAACUGUAUAAUGACGACAAGGGUUCCAUUUUUCGUAUUGUUCUCAUAAUUUGUUCAUGUGUAGUAUCAUUUUUUUUGUAUUUUCGUUUGCAGUGUGUAACAACUUAAUGCUUAGUGUUGGUUGGGAAGAAAUGAAAGCCGAUAUAAAUUUUCGUGGUCGUUAAUAAUAGUAAGUCGUUUGUAUUGA
Messenger RNA from Pyrus x bretschneideri (Chinese white pear), 3976 nucleotides. Its product is annotated as exocyst complex component SEC8-like. NCBI's taxonomy places the organism in Eukaryota, Viridiplantae, Streptophyta, Magnoliopsida, Rosales, Rosaceae. Gene Ontology annotation, biological process: Golgi to plasma membrane transport; exocytosis. The record is from RefSeq and is a predicted model, not a curated record. Gene Ontology annotation, cellular component: exocyst. The transcript has 28 exons. Bases 408 to 3605 code for a protein of 1065 amino acids.